UAAACCUUUUGAAAUUUAGAAUUUCAACAAUUUAUUAUCUAAAUCUGCAAUCUUAUGUGCUUUAUCACUAAAUUUAACUUAGAUUAUUGCUAAUGUUGCAAAUAUGCAUUAGUAUUUAGAAGCUAUUUUAAUUACUUUAUUAGUUUUAUCUAAUCUUCAAUUUAUAAGUUAACUCGUGAUUGGAAUAUGUCUAAUUACAAUACAAAAUGACAAAUAAAAAAGGAAUAAAAUCUAAAAUUGUCUCAUAUAUUUUAUAUAAAAAUAUCCUUCUUUAUUUGAAAACAUUCAGAUUUAAUAAAGCUAAAUAAAUGUAAGAUCUCUUUUGAAAAUAAAGCUAGUCAAAAAUAAAGUUAAACAUUUAAUUAAGUACUUUAGGCAAUAUAGUUUCUUCAAGUAAGAAACUUUGUUAUAGCAUUUUCAUCUCAAAAAAAAUUCAAUCUUUUCUCCUAAAUUAGAACUAAAGUACUAAGCCAGUAAAUUUACCUUGUUACCUGGGAAUGAAAAUAUCAUAGGAUAGAAUAAAAAGGUAGAUUCUUUUAUGAGUAUGAGACAAAAAUGGUCAUACUAUACGAGAAAAACGAAUGAAAGUCCAAUAAAUAAAAAUUCAUAUGAUAGUUAAGAUAAAAUCUAGAACAUUAACAAAGAAAUAGCUCUUACUGAAACAGGAAAUAUGUAAACUGAUACUUAUAAUGAUGAAUUUGGAAAAUUUAUAAUAAGCGAUGAUAAGAAAAAUUACAAUAUUAAUUAAUAUUUGACCAAAAAUUAAUGA
Tetrahymena thermophila SB210 is the source of this 769-nucleotide messenger RNA. Its product is annotated as transmembrane protein, putative. NCBI's taxonomy places the organism in Eukaryota, Ciliophora, Oligohymenophorea, Hymenostomatida, Tetrahymenidae. The record is from RefSeq and is a predicted model, not a curated record. The transcript has 2 exons.